GCGCAUUUCACCGUUUUCUCUUUCUUCCACCUACAUUUUUCUCCCACAUCCUCUUCUCCCCUCUAUCUCUUGGUCGUGGUUCGUUUUUGCAAUCCCUUCCUUCCUUUUUACAUUCACCCUGUCUUUUCUGGCUUGAGGCUACAUUUCGCGCGCGCAAAGGCACAUUAGAGGCACACAUCCGCCCCCUUCUCAUCCCGAUUAUCUCCCAAAAUGAAGGUUACUAACACCAUCUUCGCCCUGGCUUUCGCCGCUGCCACCGCUGCUGCUGGCGGCAACUACGUGGCUAGCAGUCCUCCGGCCAUUCCAGCUCCCCAGCCGCCUGCUGUGGUAACCGUUAUCCAGCCAGCCCCCCAGCCGCCCGCUGUUGUCACGAUCAUCCAGUCGGUUCCAAUGAACCAAAUCUCGAUUAUUGUUGCUGACUUCAUGUACUCGCCUACCAGCGGCGGCAUUGGUUCCCAGCCCGCCCUCCCCACCCCGAUGCCGGUCAUCACCGAUGUCCCGGCUGUUCCGGGCCCGGCCUACGUGGCUAGCCCGCCACCCGUGGUCCCGCAGCCGGCCCAGCCCGGUGUCACAGUCAUUGUGCCUCAGCCGGCCCAGCCCAGCGUUACUGUGAUCCUCCCGCAGCCCCCUCAGCCUUCAGUCACUGAAGUUGUGCCUAGUGCCCCUCCUGCCGUUACCGAAGUUGUGCCUAGUGUUCCUCCUGCUGUCACCGAAGUCGUGCCUAGUGCCCCUCCUGCCGUCACCGAGGUUGUACCUGGUGCUCCACCUGCGCCCACUCCUGUACCCACUCCUGCGCCUACUGUCCCUGCCACUCCGUCGUACCAGGCUAGUAAGUUCAAUAAGCGCAGCAUCGAACAGUCUGCCAUCAAUAAUUUGGUAAAUGGCAACGGUGCCAUGGUGUUCAACAUCAACGGCCAGACGUACAUGCUUCUUCGCCUGCCCGUCUCUAUCCCGCAGGCAAGCCAGGCUGCGGUGCCGCUGCACAAGCGCGACACUCCGAGCAACCUGAUCGAUGACGCCACUACCAAGAACCUGGGCAGCGAGGCCCUGCUGUACGAGGUGCUCGGGAAGGUGUUUGCUCGUGUGAUCCUGCCUGCCAAUGCCCAUGUCGGCAUAUCGCAACCUCAGGGCGCUGAUGCACUGGGCAACCUUCUCAAGCGCGAUCUGCUGAACAACAUUCUUGGCGAGGUCAUUGCCAGCGCUGUUGCUCCUCUCAACAUUGUCGCCAACAUUAAUCCGGAUGAGGAUGGCAACGGUCUUGUCCCGAACCUCAUUGGCGCCGUCAGUGCUACUAUCCAGGCGUCACCGACUGUCACUGCUCAUAUCUUUGAUGCUGAUGAUUACUCGGGUGACCUGCUCAAGCGUGACCUUGUUCCUAACCUUCUUCGGUGAGGUCAUUGCCAGCGCUGUUGCUCCUAUCAACAUUGUUGCCAACAUCCAGCACGACGAUGACGGCAACGGUCUUGUUCCUAACCUCCUGGUGAUGUCAGUGCUACCAUCCGGGCGUCGCCAACAGUCACUGCUCACAUUCUCGACUCUGGCGAUGAUUCGGGCAACCUUCUCAAGCGCGAUCUGCUGAACAACAUUCUUGGCGAGGUCAUUGCCAGCG
Molecule: messenger RNA, 1609 nt
Organism: Linderina pennispora
Lineage: Eukaryota; Fungi; Kickxellomycota; Kickxellomycetes; Kickxellales; Kickxellaceae
Exons: 1
Coding region: 211-1392 (393 amino acids)
Source: RefSeq, a predicted model, not a curated record